CUGCACACCGACGGGAUGGCAACCACCUCCUCCUCCAACCCCCAGACCCCUUCGCGCCCAUCGAUGCAGGCAUCGCAGUCGUCGUCCAGCGUGACGAGCGGGCAGUCGUCCAACUCGAACGGCAAACCGGCCGACUAUGUCUACUUUGAACGGACUACAGCAGGCUUCUCCGAUGAUGCCGUGCCACGCGCGAAGGGCGCCCAGCUGAAGCUCGAGCACUUCUACAAGGUCGCUGUCGAUGCGGCAAUUGAGCGUAACCAGAGACGCGUCGAGCUCGAGCGGAAGCUGGCUGCUGACACCAGUAUGUCCGAUGAGCGCAAGCAGCGACAGCUGCAACAGCUGGGCAAGCGAGAGUCUGCGUUUCUGAGGCUGCGGCGGACGAAGCUCGGCCUCGAAGACUUCAGGACGGUGAAGGUCAUUGGUAAGGGUGCAUUCGGAGAGGUCCGUGUAGUGCAAAAGACAGACACUGGAAAGAUCUACGCCAUGAAGACUCUGCGGAAGGACGAGAUGUUAAAGAAGGAUCAGCUCGCACACGUGCGCGCAGAGCGCGAUGUUCUCGCGGAAUCCAACUCGCCAUGGGUCGUCCAGCUCUACUAUUCCUUCCAGGACUCCGCGUAUCUCUACCUGAUCAUGGAGUUCCUUCCUGGAGGUGAUCUGAUGACUAUGCUGAUCAAGUACGACACCUUCUCGGAGGAUGUGACGCGAUUCUAUAUUGCGGAGUGCGUGCUCGCCAUCGAAGCCGUUCACUCUCUCGGUUUCAUUCACCGUGAUAUCAAGCCGGACAAUAUCCUCAUCGACAAGGACGGUCACAUCAAGCUGUCUGAUUUCGGUCUAUCCACCGGCUUCCACAAGCAGCACGACAGCAGCUAUUACCAGCGACUCCUGGAGUCCGCUAAUGGCGUUGCAUCACCUACCACGCAAGCGCGAAACAGUGUGAUGGUCAACGCCAUUAACCUGACCAUGUCCAGCAAAGACCAGAUUGCCACCUGGAAGGCUAACCGUAGAAAGCUGGCCUAUUCGACUGUCGGUACGCCAGACUACAUCGCGCCCGAGAUCUUCCUCCAGAAGGGGUAUGGUAACGAGUGCGACUACUGGUCACUGGGUGCUAUCAUGUUCGAGUGUCUCGUCGGCUACCCGCCAUUCUGCUCCGAAUCGACACAUGAGACGUACCACAAGAUCAUCCAGUGGCCGAACUACCUCAUGUUCCCCGACGACGUCCACUUGAGUCGUGAAGCUGAGGAUAUCAUCCGAAGGUUGAUCACAUCGCCGGAUCGUCGUCUGAGCGUGGAUCAGAUCAAGCACCAUCCCUUCUUCUACGGUGUCAACUGGACCGGCAUCAGGAACAUCGACGCUCCCUUCAUUCCUCGUCUGCGUUCCAUCACGGAUACUUCAUACUUCCCUACGGACGAGCUCGAGCAGGUGCCAGACGAGCCCGUCGGCGCAGAUAGCGCAGGCGCAAACAAGGACCUGGCAUUCCUUGGCUAUACCUUCAAACGGUUCUCAAUCUCGUCUCAAGCAUUCUGAUUACCCUGGAACUUGCUCUCACCUCAUCUGUUGGUAUCGGCUUAGGAACAGCUUCUGUAACAUACUCAUAGCUUUGCACUUCGUUCAUGUACCUAGCAACAUUCACGACAAUCACGAGACUGCUCUAGCGAUGGACGGGGAUAACGAUUACAUGUGGUGGUUAACAUCGUACAACUCGGUCGGCGCACAUGAUUAUUGGUACAACAAGUGGAUGGUGUUCCUCUAACUGGCUGAUGCUACAAGAUCGAAGGUCCUAUCGAAAGCGACAACUGUCAGACAGCAUGGGUACUCCUCUCACACACGAAGAGAAGGCUUCAUCUGUAGGGAUCGUUAGCUAACUCUGCGAUCGUGUAUGGCCAGCCGAACUUACUAGUUCCAUGAAUAUAGGGAGUA
This is a messenger RNA of Rhodofomes roseus, 1917 nucleotides long. RefSeq names its product AGC/NDR protein kinase. NCBI's taxonomy places the organism in Eukaryota, Fungi, Basidiomycota, Agaricomycetes, Polyporales, Fomitopsidaceae. The transcript is spliced from 8 exons. The record is from RefSeq and is a predicted model, not a curated record. Gene Ontology annotation, molecular function: ATP binding; protein serine/threonine kinase activity. The coding region runs from base 16 to 1524 and encodes 502 amino acids. Gene Ontology annotation, biological process: peptidyl-serine phosphorylation; intracellular signal transduction.